This is a messenger RNA of Loa loa (African eye worm), 474 nucleotides long. RefSeq lists its product as hypothetical. Bases 1 to 474 code for a protein of 157 amino acids. The transcript is spliced from 4 exons. The record is from RefSeq and is a predicted model, not a curated record. Lineage: Eukaryota; Metazoa; Nematoda; Chromadorea; Rhabditida; Onchocercidae.
AUGGAAAAAGAAGUGGUCGAUUCUUCAGAACAGAAAUCAAUAUCCAAUUGUAUCUGCGACAGAUCAGAAAGAACUGUAAAAUGCCUGACUUGUGGAGCGACAUUUCUAGGUCAUGCCGCACUGACAUGCAACGAACAUCCAAGAAGAAUCAAUUUGAUGGAUAUAAGGCUUUGUCCCAAUACUUCAUGUCGCAGUAGCCAUUUAAUGGAAUUUGAGAAUGCUGAUGCUCAGAAUAGAGAUUCAGAGCACCGUAAAAUCAUUCUUCCCCUUGAUUAUUUCACUACUUUGGUAAUUGGAAUGAUUAAUACUAUCAACAACAGCGAUAUUACUUGUCGAGAACAGCUUUCACUUCCUCGAGGAUUCAUAUUAGUUAAUACCUCACCAAAUUUCCCCAAUAUGCUUGAAGCUUUAGAAAAUUCCAUCCCCCACGCUUCAGUGCCACCCAGUCAUUGCAAUACUGCACGAGAUGUCUAG